UACAGGGCUCUGCGAAACCGUGUGUGUGAAGUCGGCGGCUGGCAGGACAGGGAUCCAGGGUGGACUGGUCCGCGAGGGAGCCCCGUCCCCGAACAGCCGGAGGAGGCCACCUGGAGGGCGGACAGAGGCAGGGAGGGCCAGCAUGCCCCCAAUGCUGCUCCCCGCCCUGCCGCUUCUCCUGGGCGCCACGCUGACCUUCCGGGCAGUCCGGCACGCGCUCUGUCGCCUGCCCCUGCCCGCUCACGUGCGGGCAGACCCCCUGCGGACCUGGCGCUGGCACAACCUGCUCGUCUCCUUCGCGCAUUCCAUUGUGUCAGGGAUCUGGGCGCUGCUGUGUAUAUGGCAGACCCCUGAGAUGCUGGUGGAGAUUGAGAAAGCAUGGUCGCUCUCUGGCUACCUGCUUGUUUGCUUCUCCGCAGGGUAUUUCAUCCACGACACGGUGGAUAUCGUGAUUAGCCAUCAGUCAAGAGCUUCUUGGGAAUAUCUCGUCCACCACGUCAUGGCUAUGGGUGCCUUCUUUUCAGGCAUCUUUUGGAGCAGAUUUGUUGGUGGGGGUGUCCUAACACUGCUGGUGGAAGUCAGCAACAUCUUCCUCACGAUACGCAUGAUGAUGAAGAUCAAUAAUGCCCAGCAUCUCCUUCUCUAUCGGGUCAACAAAUACAUCAACUUGGUCAUGUACUUCCUCUUCCGCCUGGCCCCUCAGGCCUACCUCACCCAUCUCUUCCUGGGUUACGCAGGCCAGAGGACCCUGGGAACCUUUCUGCUGGCCAUCCUGCUCAUGCUGGAUGUCAUGAUCCUUGUCUACUUUUCCCGCCUCCUCCGCUCAGACUUCUGUCCCCAGCGCAUCCCCAGCCACCAACACAAAGACAAGUUCUUGACUGAGUGAAAAAGCAGUUAGGGAUUUGUGGCAAGGACAACAAACACCGCCAAGAACAGCCUCACAGGAAUGGAGAAGAGGCUUAGCCCCUCGCCUGAGGUGUUCUCUUGGGGCCAGCCUCUCCACCAAGCCUGCUCCUGCUAUUUAAAACACUAAUGAAAGAAUGUCUCUGAAGUCCUUGUCCUUUCUGGGGCAAGGGGUGAGGGAAGCAGACAGACCGGUUGGACGAGGUAGAUGGGUGUGGGGUGAGGUGCUACUGCAAAGCCAGCCAAGCCACACAGCCCUAAAAUGGAUGCUAAUGGAACCUCUGGAUAUUGGUCUCAUACCAAGCCUCUUCCAGAUAAAGGAAGGUGUUCUUGUAAAGCUUCUUGCUUGGUCUCUUACCUCCAGGAUAGAGGUCAAGUUGUAGCUGUCCUAGGACAACCAAUUCUAAUCUGGGUCAUAAAUCUCUGGUGCAAGU
Molecule: messenger RNA, 1337 nt
Organism: Odocoileus virginianus texanus
Lineage: Eukaryota; Metazoa; Chordata; Mammalia; Artiodactyla; Cervidae
Gene: TLCD1
Product: TLC domain containing 1
Biological process (GO): membrane assembly; regulation of membrane lipid distribution; phospholipid homeostasis
Cellular component (GO): plasma membrane
Source: RefSeq, a predicted model, not a curated record